AUGGCCGACGUCGUUACUGUAGGCACGCAUCCGGCUUUCAAAGAUGCGGUGGCGGAUCUUGAAAUUAAACGCGAUAAGACGAUCAAAGACGCUGAAUGCUUAAUGACAUACCAACUUGCGUUUUCCCGUCAACAGUACGAUCAGGACAUGGAGACCGUUAAUGAAGAAUACGAGAACGAGCGACAUAACCUGCAUGAUGUGAUAUUGAUGGCCAUUGAAGAUCAACGAAGGAGUAUUCGAGAAGACAAGGACGAUGCCCCCAUUGAUAUUCAAGAGUUAUUUAACGACGCGUAUGCGAGGCUUGAAACCAAGCGAACCUUGCGUCGGCGUCCGCCUCUAGAUCGAAGCAACUCUUCGGCGGUACGAUGGGAACGACGGCGACAACCCCGGACAGGGACCCCACACAAUAUCCAUGCCUCGCCGUCUCCAAAAGAGGAAGACGAGCUGGAUCAGGAUUUUAUGGCCAUGAAGGUAUAA
Messenger RNA from Radiomyces spectabilis, 477 nucleotides. RefSeq lists its product as uncharacterized. The coding region runs from base 1 to 477 and encodes 158 amino acids. NCBI's taxonomy places the organism in Eukaryota, Fungi, Mucoromycota, Mucoromycetes, Mucorales, Radiomycetaceae. The record is from RefSeq and is a predicted model, not a curated record. The transcript has 3 exons.